AUGUGAUUAACCCAUUUAACAAUCAGCAAAUUUCCUCUCCUUCCCACACUGUGUCCGUCAUCCCAAAACCACACCAUGAGAUCCCACCCUCCAUUACCCAAACCCGACGAAGACUCCGACCCACUAAUCCGACCCACUCAAACAACCCUCCUCCCUACAACCCGGAAGAAAGGAACCGGCGUCAGAGCCUGGCUUCUUCUAGACUCAACCGGCCAAGCCCAGAUUGUCGAAGCCGGAAAACAUGCAAUCAUGCGCCGUACCGGAUUGCCCGCCCGUGAUCUUCGGAUUCUUGACCCGCAAUUGUCUUACCCGUCAACAGUUUUGGGGCGAGAACGGGCAAUUGUGAUCAAUUUGGAGCAUAUUAAAGCUAUAAUUACUGCCCAAGAAGUUCUUUUAUUGAAUUCUAAAGAUCCUUCUGUUAUUCCGUUCGUUGAUGAAUUGCAACGGAGACUGUUGUGUCAUUAUAACGCUACUAAAGCUCAGGAGGGUAGUGGUAAUGAUGCAAACUGGACAAAUCUGUAUGAUCCUGAAGAACCACAAUCGAGAGCAAGAGAUAAGAAUUGUCCAGAUGGUUUUCGACAUUCUCAGGACCUUGAAGAGGGAGGUAAAGGGGACGGAAAACCGGGUCUUGAGAAUCGAGACGGAUCAAAUGUUCUUCCGUUUGAGUUCGUUGCAUUAGAAGCUUGUCUUGAAGCUGCUUGUGGUUGCUUGGAAAAUGAAGCGAAAACACUAGAGCUGGAGGCCCAUCCGGCAUUGGAUAAACUGACUUCAAAGAUCAGUACUCUCAACUUAGAACGUGUUCGGCAAAUCAAAAGUCGUUUGGUUGCAAUAACUGGGCGUGUUCAGAAGGUUAGGGAUGAGUUGGAGCACUUGUUAGAUGAUGAUGACGACAUGGCUGAGAUGUAUCUAACUGAAAAGCUGGUUCAACAGCUGGAAAAUUCUUCGAAUUCCUCUUUAAAUGAGAGAGAUGACAUGGAUGAUGAGUAUCUCCAAGCAGAUUUGGAUGGCAGGAUUCCUGCUGAAGUUUCGUUGGACCCGCAGGGGGCUUCUACUAGCUUUGAAGGCGAUAUUCAUAAUGCUGGCAACCCACAGGAUCAGCUGUUUGAUACUCCUAGCAUGAUUCGUAGGGACAGCCAUGGGACCCAUACCUCCACCACUCGAAGUGCUAUAACCAAGCAACUUGAUGUGGAAGAGCUUGAAAUGCUGUUGGAGGCUUAUUUUGUACAAAUUGACGGCACACUGAAUAAAUUAUCCACGCUGAGGGAAUACGUAGACGACACAGAAGAUUAUAUCAACAUCAUGCUGGAUGACAAACAGAAUCAUCUCCUGCAAAUGGGUGUCAUGUUGACAACAGCGACUCUAGUGAUAAGUUGUUUUGUUGUCGUUGCCGGUAUUUUUGGCAUGAAUAUCAAUAUCGAGCUGUUCAAUGAAGAGAUGGAAACAGGGAUGCGGAAGUUUUUGUGGACUGUCGGGGGCAGCUGUACCGGGAGUGUAUUCAUGUACAUAGUUGCCAUCGCCUGGUGCAAGCACAAGCGAUUGCUGGAGUAAUUGAGGCGAACUUUAAAUGUAAGUAAUUGAUGUGCAACAAAUUUGAGUAGCUCUUAUACGACAUAUCGCAAAGAAAUUAUGCGUAUAAACGGUGAUAGCGUUCUCAAUGAUGCAUCUAAUUGUAAAGGGUUGAUAAUUUCUCUACUGGUUUCAAGUUUUGAGGUGGGAAUCUGCCAUUGUAUAGCUUUCGAUAUUUCACAUACCAAAAAGACAUUAUUAAAUGUGUAUUGGCUGAUUAUCCUACAGAUCGACUGUAGAAACUUUGCAGUGCAGUAAUAAAUAAAAUAUAACUAUGUUUUGAUUCA
This is a messenger RNA of Mercurialis annua (annual mercury), 1853 nucleotides long. Its product is annotated as magnesium transporter MRS2-3. Gene Ontology annotation, biological process: magnesium ion transport; transmembrane transport. The record is from RefSeq and is a predicted model, not a curated record. Gene Ontology annotation, cellular component: membrane. Bases 76 to 1548 code for a protein of 490 amino acids. The transcript is spliced from 6 exons. Gene Ontology annotation, molecular function: magnesium ion transmembrane transporter activity. Lineage: Eukaryota; Viridiplantae; Streptophyta; Magnoliopsida; Malpighiales; Euphorbiaceae.